CUCCACAUUUUAUAUAAUGUCAUUAUUCUUUCCUUCAAUUUGUUCAGAUUCAUUAUUUUUCAUGUUCAGAUUCAUCAAAUUUUCAAUUAUCAAAGCUUCUCUAAUUGCAUUUUCAACACUUUUCUCGAUUUUAACUUCGUUAUAUUCUUUUAUAACUUUUGAAGCUAUUUCUAUUGUAUUUAUUUUGCAGAAUUUACAUACUUUAUCAACAUAUCUUUGCUGA
Messenger RNA from Meloidogyne enterolobii, 223 nucleotides. The record is from the annotation of a GenBank genome assembly. NCBI's taxonomy places the organism in Eukaryota, Metazoa, Nematoda, Chromadorea, Rhabditida, Meloidogynidae.